UUCUUUCUAUUCUCUCCUCUCCCACUCUCUGUAUAAAGGGACAACGUGUGAUUCAAACGGAAGCUGCAACACAUAACGGAAAAAUCGUGAGUCUCACUGAGAGGGUAAUAUCUUCCGGCAACUCCAAAACGUUUCGUUUUGAAAGCCUCAUAGGAUGGCUAGUGCACGGAAGGGUCACAAGAGUUUCAAACCGUUGUUAGUUGUAGCUUCUAUAACUUUUCCCAUUUUGAUAAUAUUUUAUGUCACACACCAAAAUUCAAUCUUUGAUAUCUUCCAAGAUGUUAAUUUAAUGAUUGAAGGAUUCCACAAUACUACUACUAAUAUUAGCGAGUCAGUUGUAAAUAAAGAUGCAAAGAAUAAUACAUUUGAAGAUGAGAAGAAUGAUAAGAAGCUCUUUGGUGGACUUUUAGUUUCUUCAUUUGAUGAAGCAUCAUGCAUCAGUAGGUUUCAAUCUUAUUUGUACCGAAGACCUUCUCCUUACAAACCUUCUGAAUAUUUGAUAUCUAGGUUACGAAACUAUGAAAGUCUUCACCAAAGUUGUGGACCGCAUACUAAGUCUUACAACGAAAUCAUAAGAGAGGGUGCAAACUUUAGCAAAGCGGGUGUUGAUUCAAAGUGUAAAUAUCUUGUGUGGACAGCUAUAGAAGGCUUGGGGAACAGGAUGAUAUCCUUGGUUUCAACAUUUCUUUAUGCAAUCCUCACCGAUCGUGUUCUUCUUGUUAGAUUUGAAAAUGACAUGUUGGAUCUCUUUUGCGAGCCAUUUCCGAAUUCGUCAUGGUUGUUGCCUAAGAAUUCCACUUAUUGGAAUGAUUUGAGACAGUUUAAAACAUGUGAAAACGUGUUUGAGAAUAACAAGGAAAACAAUUCACACACAGUUCUUUUUCUUGAUUUGAUGAACAACAAUGUUCGUGUUACUAAUCGUUUUCAUUGUGAUCAAAAUCAGGAUCUUCUACAAAAUAUUCCCGUGGUGAUUUUGCGAUCAAAUGAGUAUUUUGUCCCUUCUCUUUUUCUGACAUCCUCGUUUAGACAAGAGUUCAACAAAAUGUUCCCUGAUAAAGACACUACUUUUCACCUUCUAGGACGCUACCUUUUCCACCCAUCAAAUGUAGUGUGGAAACGAAUUCAGAAUGUAUAUGACUCACACCUAGCCAAGGAAAACGAAAGGAUUGGUUUGCAGAUUAGAAUAUAUAAUACUCGUCAAACACCAGAAGAAACCAUUAUCAAUGAAACUAUAUCUUGCCUCCAGCAAAAUAAGUUGUUGCCACAACUCAACAUACAAAGCUCAAUGAGUCUCAAUUUGGAAAAGAAUACCUCGAAAGCUGUUCUAGUGGUAUCUUUAUACUCAAGAUAUGGUGAAAGGCUAAAGAGUAUAUAUGAAAAUAAUACAAGUUUGAGCAGAGAAGUAGUAAAAGUGUAUCAGCCAAGUCAUGAAGAGCAUCAAAAUUCAGGUGAUAACAUACACAACAUUAAGGCAUGGAGUGAAAUAUACUUGUUGGGUUUGUGUGAUGCAUUGAUUACAAGCCCUACGUCCACUUUUGGGUAUGUUGCUCAUAGUCUUGGAGGAAUGAAGCCAUUGGUUUUGCAAAGUAUCUAUGGAAGAACUAUCCCAAAUCUACCUUGUCAACGACUCAAGUAUAUGGAGCCUUGUUUCCAUGAUCCUCCUAAUUAUGAUUGUACGACCAAUACUAAUGUCGAUUUUACUUCUCUAUUUAAUCUUAGACGGUGUGAAGAUCAAUCAAGAGGGAUGAAGAUAAUUAAUUCUUAAAACUAAUAAAUUAGAUAGUCUUGUUUGUUUUA
This is a messenger RNA of Vigna unguiculata (cowpea), 1797 nucleotides long. Its product is annotated as galactoside 2-alpha-L-fucosyltransferase-like. Gene Ontology annotation, molecular function: galactoside 2-alpha-L-fucosyltransferase activity. Lineage: Eukaryota; Viridiplantae; Streptophyta; Magnoliopsida; Fabales; Fabaceae. The record is from RefSeq and is a predicted model, not a curated record. Gene Ontology annotation, biological process: xyloglucan biosynthetic process; cell wall biogenesis. Gene Ontology annotation, cellular component: membrane; Golgi apparatus.